AUGACGGUGUGUAGAUUCUUUCAGCAGGGCAACUGCAAGUUUGGAAACAACUGCAGGAACGAACACCCCAACCCCAACAAUAACCGAAAUCAACCCUCGAACCGCUUCGGAGCUCUGGGAGGAGGAAGCAACAGCGUUGCCGAUGCCAUCGAGCGAGACCUGACAAACGAGACGCCGCAAUGGAUCCUUUCGGCGUAUGCUCCCGGUCGAGACGCCCCCGGGCAGCUCUUUGGAGGGUACCCGCGCGAGCAGAGCUUUGAAGAGCUGCGCCUUCACUACGUGAUGGGCAAGGCCUCGGGCAACGAGCAGCAAGCAUUGAACCAAGCCCAGGAGCUCUGGACGAAUGCGCAACAGCAAAUGCAAAACGCCGUCCGAAACGCCCAAGAAGCCGUCCAAUUCAUAGUCAGCGCCGAGAACAACCACCCGAACCGACAGGAUAUCUGCAAGGAGGGGACACAGGGAGCCCCUUUUGGAGAAUUCAUCGUUGGGAAGCGACCAAAGUCGAUGCUCGACGUGUUUACCGGUCAACCCCAUAAUCAAAGUUCCCUUGCAACCUCGAAUACUUCCUCACCCUUUGGAGGCGGCGCUUCAGCUGGGCAAGGUGGGUUUGGGCAACCUUCAGCCCUCGGCGCAAAGCCAAGUCCUUUUGGCGCGCCGACUUUUGGUGCGCCGUCACAGCCGAAUGCCCAAGGUGGCUUUGGUCAACCAUCGCAGGUUGGACAGGGAGGAUCAGGUUUUGGUCAACCGUCACCGUUGGGGCAGGGAGGGUCGGCCUUUGGAAAGCCAUCGCAGCCAACUCCUACCUUUGGAGCGCCGUCGCAACCAACUCCAACGUUUGGCCAGGCAUCACAGCCAGCUUCGGGUUUUGGCCAGACAUCAGCCCUUGGCGCGAAACCCAGCCCCUUUGGCGCUCCAUCGUUCGGGCAACCGUCACAGCCGAAUGCUCAAGGCAAUGGCUUUGGUCAGACCAGCCAGCUUGGCCAGAAACCGAAUCCUUUUGGAUCCACGACGAAUACGAACAAUAACGCGAGUCCCUUUGGGUCUGCGGGCAACAACAAUAAUGCUCCCGCAGCGAAUCCCUUUGGUGCGCCUAGUGGCGGAUUUGCCAACAACCAGAACUCGAGCCCAUUUGGAAGUACCAACAACCAACAGGCCAACUCUGGCUUCAGCUCAUUCGGGAAGCCUUCACAGGGGGCUUCGCCUUUUGGCCAGCAACAGAAUGCUCCGGCAGCAUCGAGUGGCUUUGCUUCUGCUAAUCAAGCGCCAGCCCAGAAUGCGAACAACCCCUUUGGUCAACCUUCACAGCCGCAACCUAAUGGUUUUGCAUCACAGAACAACCAGCCAGCGAAUCCAUUUGGCCAGCCAUCGCAACCUAAUCCCUUUGGUCAACCCUCUGCAGCACCCGCAGGCGGGAAUCCCUUUGCCUCGGCUCAGCCUCAGGCUCCGAAGCCAGCGGCGGCUGCAUCUUCUGGAGGCCCAUACCCUCCAAACAGCAGCAAACAACACCCGCCAGUUGAAAGCUACAGCGCCAAGGGCAUGGAUGGCCGACUCUCCAUGUUCCGUGGCAAGCCAGUUACAUACAAGGAUAACCUGCCAGGUAUCCGAGACUUUGAUGGAACAUGGCGACGGAUCUGGUUCCCAGAUGGUCCUCCGGGAUAUUCAAAGGAUACGGAACUCCCCCCUGAGCAGUAUGACGACAAGUCCAAGGCUCAGUGGAUGGCAUUUGCCCAAAAGGGCGAUUUUGAGGGCGGCGUGAUGCCUGAGCUGCCGCCGCCAAGGGAAUGUACACUGUGGAACUUCUAA
Molecule: messenger RNA, 1803 nt
Organism: Fusarium vanettenii 77-13-4
Lineage: Eukaryota; Fungi; Ascomycota; Sordariomycetes; Hypocreales; Nectriaceae
Exons: 4
Coding region: 1-1803 (600 amino acids)
Molecular function (GO): metal ion binding
Source: RefSeq, a predicted model, not a curated record